This is a messenger RNA of Laetiporus sulphureus 93-53, 724 nucleotides long. RefSeq lists its product as uncharacterized. NCBI's taxonomy places the organism in Eukaryota, Fungi, Basidiomycota, Agaricomycetes, Polyporales, Laetiporaceae. The coding region runs from base 77 to 358 and encodes 93 amino acids. The transcript has a single exon. The record is from RefSeq and is a predicted model, not a curated record.
CGACUGCUCAAUUUUAUCCGCCUGCUGCUGGAGCUAUUCGCCAUGAUACUUAAUAACAUACUAGACGACUUGCAAGAUGUCAUCCCGCCUUCUCAGUACUGUAGUACUUGGCCGCAAUUGCUUCACCGAUGAUCGUCCUUGUGAGGUCUUUGCUCAUUUUUGCAUCUCGGUUGCAGGCUGGAAUGGAGCAAUCUGGUUCCGGACAGCUCUAGAGGUCAGCAGACGUGUCUUAUGGUUUAUCAGCGACAGGUGUCGUGGCACCUAUCAGAACGAAGAAUGGAGCUGUGGUCAAUGUGGACGUGAAGCCUUACCGCGAAGACAGGCCCGUGAAGAACGCUUCUUGCUCAUUGGUUGUUAAUCUCAGCUAUGCAUCUCGCUGCCGCAAGGCUCUGAUCACUGUGAGGAAGCAACUGCAAUGCAUUGAGGAGUCACAUAUAGCGUGCUAGCCUGCCUAUAGUGCCGCGAGAUACUAUCCACCGAUGAUCGCAGAUGUCAUCCUCAAACAUUUCCUUUUCUCAAUCGCGCUCAAGGCGGCCUCAAGACGGUUCUUUUUCCGCUCAUGCACGAGUGCUGAUGUGCUUCGAGUUUACUGUUAUAUUAGCAUUCCCCUCGGCCUUGAUGUUCUCCGCUCAUGCGCUAUCGCCGUGCAUCUGAAGAUGCGCCUCAACGACACGAACUUAACAAUAGCGCAAGAAGCAUGGAUGCUUUCGGACGUCCCACACGA